Messenger RNA from Diaporthe citri, 1542 nucleotides. RefSeq lists its product as uncharacterized. Gene Ontology annotation, cellular component: cytoplasm. NCBI's taxonomy places the organism in Eukaryota, Fungi, Ascomycota, Sordariomycetes, Diaporthales, Diaporthaceae. The coding region runs from base 1 to 1542 and encodes 513 amino acids. The record is from RefSeq and is a predicted model, not a curated record. Gene Ontology annotation, biological process: mitochondrion distribution. The transcript is spliced from 4 exons.
AUGCAUGAGAUAAUCACCCUGCAGCUGGGCCAGCAGAGCAACUACCUGGCCACGCACUUCUGGAAUGCCCAGGAAUCAUAUUUCACGUACGGGGAGAACGAAGAGUCCGCCGUAGACCAUGACGUGCAUUGGCGUCCCGGGCUCGGCGCAGACGGCUCCGAGACGUUCAUGCCGCGGACCGUCAUCUACGACCUGAAGGGCGGCUUCGGCUCGCUGAAGCGGAUCAACGCCCUGUACGACAUCCAGGACGACGACCCGGCACAGUCAUCGUCGCUGUGGAGCGGCCAGCCCGUUGUGCAGAAGGCGGAGCCGAUCGAGCCCAGCGCGUACCAGCAGUCCCUGGACGCGGGUCUGGAGCCUCCCCAGCUCACGACCGAGUCGGUCCGCUACUGGUCCGACUUCAAUCGUGUCUUCUACCACCCCCGGAGCAUCGUCCAGCUGAACGAGUACGACCUGAACUCGAGCAUCGCGCCCUUCGAGAGGUGGGAUUCGGGUGAGGAGCUGUUUGCGAACCUGGACAAGGAGCACGACCUUGUGGACAGGGACCUGAGGCCGUUCGCCGAGGAGGCGGACCACAUGCAGGGGAUCCAGAUCAUGACGACCGUGGACGACGCCUGGGGUGGUUUCGCGUCGCGAUAUAUUGAGAAGCUCAGGGAUGAGUACGGCAAGACUACGAUCUGGGUCUGGGGCUUGCAGGAGGGAUUCCAGGGUGAUAAGCGCCUUCUCCGACUAGUGAAUAAGGCGAAGUCGCUCACGGAAAUCUACAAGCAAGCCUCGCUCCUCAUCCCGAUCGCCAUCCCGUCUUCGCUCUCCCCGCGGCUUCGCAACGUCCUCUCACUAGACACAUCCUCAUCAUGGCACACAUCCGCACUCCUAUCCUCAGCUAUCGAGUCCGCCACACUUCCUUCUCGGCUGAAGGACAAUCUGAAUAGGGACUCGCUUGGCAACAUGACCGACAGGCUCAACCUGCACGGCAAGCAGACGGUCGCCAACCUGCAGAUGAGCUUCUCCGGGACGAGCGAAACGCCGCGCAGUGAGGAAGUGGGCGAUGAGCCCAAGGAUGGGCUGCGCCUUGAUCUGGACCUCCGCCCGGCGGAUGAUCUGGGAGAUGGCCGAAAGCAGCAGAACGGGUACCACCGCGCCCCCAAGAUUUUCAGCCAAGUGCUGGCGAGCCGGGGAGAGCGCGCAGGUGAUGAUGAUGAGGAAGGUGACAGCGAUGAGGAAGACGACAGGAUACGUCGGCGAGGGCAGCGUGAAGCCAUCAGCAGAAGAUACCGGUCAACGCUGAGCUACCCGCUCCCGGACAGCUUCCCGCACAUCUUCAGGGACGGGAAGGGCGAGGAGCUCAAGGGCAGCGUGGCGGUGACGACGUCGCUGUCCACGGACGCCGCGCUCUCCGGCCGGCUCAAGUCGCUCCGGUCGACCGUGACGCGGCUCAUUGGCGUCGAGGACAGGGAGACGCUGAGCAACGAGCUCGCCGAGAUGGCGGACGAGUACCACGAGGGGUGGUCGAGCGGGAGCGACAGCGGGGAGGACGAUUGA